This is a messenger RNA of Sorex fumeus (smoky shrew), 736 nucleotides long. RefSeq names its product chromosome unknown C15orf62 homolog (gene CUNH15orf62). The record is from RefSeq and is a predicted model, not a curated record. The transcript has a single exon. Lineage: Eukaryota; Metazoa; Chordata; Mammalia; Eulipotyphla; Soricidae. Bases 127 to 645 code for a protein of 172 amino acids.
CGCCGGCCGCGCCCUCCGAGAUGCGGACCCCGGCUCGGCGCUGAGCCCGCGCCGCAGGGGUACCGGCUGCGCCGAACCUGGCUCCGGAGCGAGCGGACCCGGGCGCGGGCUCCCGGGGCGGGGCCCAUGGAGACCUGGAGGAAGGGCUCCCUCCGCAACGCCUCCUUCUUCAAGCGGCUGAGCCUGGGCCGGCCGCGGCGCCUCCUGCGGCGCCAGGGCAGCGUGCUCAGCCAGGCCAGCACGGCCGGCGGGGACCACGAGGAGUACAGCAACCGCGAGGUCAUCCGCGAGCUGCGGGGCCGCCCCGACGGCCGGCGCCUGCCGCUGUGGGGGGACGAGCAGCCCCGGGCCACGCUGCUGGCCCCGCCCAAGCCCCCUCGGCUCUACCGAGAGAGCACCAGCUGUCCCAACAUCCUGGAGCCUCCGCCCGCCUACCCGGCGACCCUGCCCUCGGCCAUCUCCCUGGCGGGCCCGCUGGACCAGUACUCGGAAGAGGACCUGCUGGACAGCCCCCCCUUCCCGAGGACACCCGCUCCGGACCUCAGUGACCCUUUCUUCUCCUUCAAAGUGGACCUGGGCAUUUCUCUCCUUGAGGAAGUUCUGCAGCUGCUGAGGGAGCAAUUUCCCAGCGAGCCCAGCUUCUGAAUGGGGUGAGGGUGAACCCAGCUGGGGUGACUGGAAGAGCCUGGGGGACCAGGUGGAGGAUGAAGGAAAAGGGUCGCGGUAGGAGAGCAGG